UCGUUGCCUAUUGGGGGAUGAAUGGUCACGUGGGUCGAGCGCACAGCCCGUGCUUUCGGAUAAUGGUUGUCAUGGCAGCGGGCACUCUAGGAUCAUGGCGGCGGUGCUAUAGAUAGAGACCAUUGGACGUGCAUAAGGUGAGUGUACGGAGAGGAUGCUGCAGCCCGGGAAUUACAGCCUAGUCCUGACCCUCCAGUUCCUGCUCCUGGUCUAUGAUUUGUUUGUUAACUCCUUCUCGGAGCUCCUGCGAUCGGCCCCGGUUAUCCAGCUGGUGCUUUUCAUAUUGCAGGAUGUCGGCACUUUAUUUGCAGCCAUUGUCUUGUUCCUUAUGCUGUUUAACACGUUCGUGUUCCAAGCUGGGCUCCUGGGAUUACUGUGCCAGCGCUUUCAAGUCACAGUUUUGCUAUGUGCUCUGCAUUUAACCCUAAGUGUGUCACUACACGUAUGGCUCAUGAAUCUACGGUGGAAAACUGAAAAUAUCUUUGUGUGGUCGGAUGGAUUGCAGGCGUUGUUUGUUCUGCAGAGAGUUGUGGCCGUGCUGUAUUUUUACUUCUACAAGAGGACUGCUUUAAGUCUGGGAGACUCCCGCUACUACCAUGACUCUCUAUGGUUGCGCAAUGAGUUUGCUCAAGUACGGGGUUAAUGCAUCAAUGAUCAUUUGGGGGACCAAGCACAAGCACUAAGUGUUUUUUUUUGGUGGGGAAUAGAGGUGAGUCUGUACACCCUCUAGUACCCCAUAGAAACAGAACAGUCAGUCUUCAUGUUGCACUGUGGGAGGAUUGUCCAGCAGCAGUUCUUGCCUUACCAUAACAUCUUUCAGCCCAGAGGACACUUCUGUAAAUUAUCCAUAAUAUUAUUCAUUUUCUUGAUGAUAUUAUUAGAAAGUCACUUGUAUUUUCAAUAAGUGAAAUGUGUGCACAUAUGUAAAAAAAAUCCUUUUUCUAGUUUUUGAUAUUCGUUUGUUAUCAUAGAUGUUUUGUAGCUUUAUUACUUUAAUAAAUAUUGUACACAAAUGUCUCUGUGUUAAGAAGGCAAAGGGUUAAAGAAGCUC
This is a messenger RNA of Hyla sarda, 1051 nucleotides long. RefSeq names its product transmembrane protein 138 (gene TMEM138). The record is from RefSeq and is a predicted model, not a curated record. NCBI's taxonomy places the organism in Eukaryota, Metazoa, Chordata, Amphibia, Anura, Hylidae. The transcript is spliced from 5 exons. Gene Ontology annotation, cellular component: cilium. The coding region runs from base 155 to 643 and encodes 162 amino acids.